Molecule: messenger RNA, 1382 nt
Organism: Aplysia californica (California sea hare)
Lineage: Eukaryota; Metazoa; Mollusca; Gastropoda; Aplysiida; Aplysiidae
Product: tetratricopeptide repeat protein 9C
Exons: 4
Coding region: 75-776 (233 amino acids)
Molecular function (GO): protein binding
Source: RefSeq, a predicted model, not a curated record
CGUAUCUCUUGUGUUGUUAUUUACAAUCAUAUAAGAUAAAAUUGACAUCAAAUUUGGCAACCCCUUCAUUUAUCAUGAAAACCAGGAAAGUCUUCAAAGGAAGGGAAUCAAAGGAAGUUCCUUCCACCGUUCCUUCCUUGUUGUCGCCCGUUCUUCAGCCCCGCUACUUUCGAUUUAGAAUCUUGUGCGACAGAAAAAGAAUUAAGACCAUGGAUGGGAAACAUCAGAGUUCAGAACUCACUGAUGAUGACAAAGUUCUCAAGGCCAGGGAACUCAAAGAUAAAGGCAAUGCUGCCUUCAAGGAGGGUCAGUAUCAGAGAGCUGUUGGCAGUUAUCACAGAGCCAUGCUGUACAUCAAAGGUCUCAGUAUCAACUCUCCCUCCCCUCUUGGUGGUUUGGCUGCUGCUUUUGGAGAAAAUGCCCCUGGGAUGGAAAAGGUACAGAUGUCACCUGAGAUGGAGGCUGAAGCUCGGAGACUGAGUUGUGACUGUCACAACAAUUUAGCAGCAUGUUUACUCAAGGAAUCAGAGCCAAAGUACAGGAGGGUCAUUGACCUUUGCAAUAAAGCUCUUGAAUCUUGUCCUGGUAAUGUCAAAGCUUUGUACAGAAAAGGGACCUCGCUAUAUGCUCUCGGAGACUUUGAAGAAGCUCUCACUGCAUUGGAGAAAGCUGGCCAAGAUGCAAGUGUGAGGAAGCACAUUGAUCUCUGCAAGGUUGCCAUCAAGAAACAGGACAAGGAAUUGUCGCAGAAAUACAAAGCUAUGUUCAAAUCCUGACCUGAUUAGAGUUCAAAAUGAGUAAGGAAGAUUAGUUGCUAGAUAAAUUUGAAUGUGUCUUAAUCCGCUCAGCUUUCCGUCAAAGAGAGUUUGAUGGAUUGGCUACGUGGCCUGAUGAUUCUUUUGCCAUGAGAAUUCAGGUUCAGUGAGUGGACUCUGCCUUCAUCAAAAUUUGGACCAUUCAAUGUUUAUUAAUGGUUUCCUCUCUGUCUAUGCAAAUUUCUGAGUUGCAUGAUCAAGGGACAUCUUUGUUAGUGUGUAUGAAGUGCUUUAUGAAUUAUUAUUGAUAGUGUAUGUAAAGAAGACAACUAACAUAAUGGUGGCUACAACGAUGAACGCUCUUGCUUUCCGUUCCUUGUGAACCCAGAGUCAUUAUUAUCCUGUGUGUUGAGUACUUUUUGAUGACAAGAGAUACUGAAUGAUGUGUUGACUGAAAAUAUCAAACAUUUGUUAUGUCUACAGGUCGAGCUCUGACUGUAAUUUAUCUCUAUUUCUAGUAAGAUGUUAUAAACUAUGUUUUAUAUACGUUGGGCAUCAUAGUGAAAUCAGGCGCUCGUUGAACAAAUGACAUUUAAAAAAUCUGCAUUUUUCGGUCACUGGGCAAUU